Coturnix japonica (Japanese quail) is the source of this 1803-nucleotide messenger RNA. It is a transcript of the gene RAD9B, whose product is annotated as RAD9 checkpoint clamp component B. Gene Ontology annotation, biological process: DNA repair; mitotic intra-S DNA damage checkpoint signaling; DNA replication checkpoint signaling. Gene Ontology annotation, cellular component: checkpoint clamp complex. The record is from RefSeq and is a predicted model, not a curated record. NCBI's taxonomy places the organism in Eukaryota, Metazoa, Chordata, Aves, Galliformes, Phasianidae.
CUCCACAGCAGGGACAAAAGAGUGUGAAACGCGUUUCUCUGCCGGUUACAUCCGGGUUUUUUGGUUUAGGGGUUUCCCGCCCUUUGUGUUACGUGAGGAGGGAGGGCCGCCAUGAAGUGCGUCAUUGGGGGGACGCAGCUCAGAGUGUUUGGCAGAGCCGUGCACGCCAUGGCGCGGGUUAGCGACGAGUUCUGCUUCGACCCCAUAGACAGAGGUCUUGCAUUAAGAUCAGUGAAUUCUUCUCGGUCGGCGUAUGCGUAUGUCUUCUUCUCAUCCAUGUUUUUCCAACAUUACUGCUGCACAGCUGCUCCUCUGCCGUGUCAGAAAGAAAAACAGUUGUCACUUGCGUGCAAAUUGAUCAUUAAGUCAGUUCUUCCUAUAUUCAGAUGCGUGAAGGUGCUGGAGAAGCACGUGGAGAAAUGCAACAUUUACACAAAUGCUAAAGAUCACCACAUAACUUUUCAGCUCCUCUGCAGAAAUGGCGUUGUGAAAACACAUAAUCUGGCUUUUCAAGAAUGCGACCCAUUGCAGGCUGUUUUUGCAAAGCAAAUGUGUCCAAAUGUCCUCAGAGCCCACUGCAGGCUGCUGGCUGAUAUAAUGGUUCACUUUCCAUCGGGUCAAGAAGAAGUCACCUUAUCCGUCACUCCAACCAGGGUUUGCUUCAGGAGUUACACUGAGGAGGACGCUGACUUUCCAAAGGCGAUGGUGACCGAAAUACAACUGAAUCCAGAUGAAUUUGACUACAUCCAAGUUGGAGUUGAUUCUGAAGUGACGUUUUGCCUUAGAGAACUGAGGGGACUGCUGGCGUUUUCAGAAGCUACCAGUGUUCCUGUCUCAAUCCAUUUUGACGUGCCUGGCAAACCAGUUGCUUUCAGCAUUGAGGACAUGGUGCUGGAAGCCAGCUUUAUUUUGGCUACGCUGUCUGACAUCACAAGUGAGACGGCUUCCCAGGAGCCUGCGUGCACCUCACAGCCGCAGGACAGCUCAAAGACACGCGUGGACAAAUCCACCAAUGAGGGUGGCAGUGCUGAAGCAGUUGCUUCCAAAAGGCCACGACGGAAUGGAAACACACAGAGCGGAGCAUCGGGGGCACCUGCAAGUCCCUUGGCUAAACAGGUUAGAAGCGUUCCCACGGUGUCCUACAGAGAUACUGCAGGCAUGGGAAGAGCAGCUGUAAUGGAAACAGAUGAGCAAGCACCAGAAGCAGAGUCUCCUUAUCACAAGUUUCACUCGUUGUUCUUUGGAGCAGUCUCUUGCAAGGAGCAGGACACCAGCAGUCACACCGUCCAUAGUUUAGCAACAGCCAGCGACACGGAAGAGGAUCUCGGCAAGACACAGAGCUCACAAGUUGUCUAGUAACGUGAAUGAAUCUAAGACUAACGUGGGCUGCCCUGGAAGUUAAGUGUGUAUUUGGCACAGUGUAGAGCUGUGUCUGGCUUUAGAAUGAAGUUUUUCUGUUAUGAAAGCAUCCUCAUCAUUAGGCAAGUGGGUUUAAUGGAAACUAACUGUACCUGUGUUCUGAUCGUUCUAAAAUGGAGGAUGCAAAGUUAGGUCAUUUCGUUUUGUACAUCCUGUUGCUGUGUUUUGUACGUUCAGCUCUUCAGCUGUGUCAGAGCUUCACACAAAGCUGCUCUUGUACAGUUACAAGCACUGGAAGAAACCACCCACUCCUGUACAGCCAAAUGAUUGCUGAUGUGGUUGUUGGUUUGAUGACAGAAACUUGUAGAACUGAGUACUUGGCUGACGAGAAGCUGCAUAAAGAUGCAUUUAGAAAAUAAAAAUGAUGCAAUAACUGAUUGGGAA